AAGGAAGUAGAGGAAGAGAGACCUUACGUUCAAAGCGCACAGGUCAAUGUUAUGAACACAAAUAAUGGGAUUAUAUUUAUAUAGCAUUAUUAUAGAGCCGUCAGACCCUUUAGAUACUUGCUAUUAACUAGCAUAUUGUGUUUUGAAAUUCGCCUCUGUUUUUUUGUAUAUCUAUGCAGAAACGCGUCUAUAAUCUCUGUUUCCAGUUUAUGAAGUAGGUCAUUGCUGUUGGCAUGUUUCUUGUGGGGUUAACUGGAGGCAUUGCCUCAGGGAAGAGCACAGUGUCUUCUCAGCUGAAAGAACUGGGCUGUCCUGUCAUCGAUGCAGAUGUGGUGGCCCGGAAAGUGGUGGAGCCCCAAAGCCCAGCGUACAGACUGAUCGUGCAGCAUUUUGGACGUGAAAUUUUGUUAGACAAUGGCGAGAUUGACAGACAGAAACUGGGGCAGAUCAUCUUCUCCAGCCCCGAGAAACGAAAACUUCUCAACUCCAUCACACACCCAGAAAUACAUAAAGAAAUGUUCAAACAAAUACUGUUGUACUUCCUUAAAGGCUACAGAUAUGUGGUUUUGGAUGUGCCGCUGCUUUUCGAAACACGACGCCUCACUCGUUUCCUAACACACGCGGUUGUCGUUUACUGUGACCCAGCGACGCAGCUGUCCCGUCUCAUGCAGAGGGACGGUUUGGGUCAGGAGGAGGCCGAGCAGAGGAUCGGCGCUCAGAUGCCCCUCAAAGAGAAGCGAGGACUCGCCAGUCAUGUGAUCGAGAACUCGGGCUCUCGUGAGGACACUCACAGACAGGUGCUGCGGCUGCACACCAAGCUCGAGGACUCCAUGGAGUUCCUGGUCAUCAGGGCCAUCGCUGUUGCAGCUGUCGCUGGGCUCGGCGGUCUGUUUUUAUGUACAGUCAGACUGCUGGUCUCUUAACAAACAUACUGAAAUGCUUCCACAACAACAGCAAUAGGACUUAAACCGAUAGCGUACCCAUAAAUCUACAUUUCGGUCAACAUUUGCUCAUUAUAUGCGGUCUUCUUUCUUCUGUGGAAGUGUGU
Molecule: messenger RNA, 1048 nt
Organism: Carassius carassius (crucian carp)
Lineage: Eukaryota; Metazoa; Chordata; Actinopteri; Cypriniformes; Cyprinidae
Gene: dcakd
Product: dephospho-CoA kinase domain containing
Exons: 5
Coding region: 234-923 (229 amino acids)
Biological process (GO): coenzyme A biosynthetic process
Molecular function (GO): dephospho-CoA kinase activity; ATP binding
Source: RefSeq, a predicted model, not a curated record